Molecule: messenger RNA, 4171 nt
Organism: Neoarius graeffei (lesser salmon catfish)
Lineage: Eukaryota; Metazoa; Chordata; Actinopteri; Siluriformes; Ariidae
Product: myeloid-associated differentiation marker homolog
Exons: 1
Coding region: 204-1076 (290 amino acids)
Cellular component (GO): membrane
Source: RefSeq, a predicted model, not a curated record
AGUGCAGUGACGCACAUCAUCAUAACCAAGCUGAAGACUCAACGUGGAGGACUUGAGAGUAUUGUGUGUACUGGAUGGAUGCUUUCGAUUUGGAUUUCGCCGGGGACUUCAUUCAACCUUUGAAUGGAUCAUGUGCAUAAAUAAGAACAGGAAAGGAUAAUCACUUUACAUUACGAGGAAAGGUUUCCUGCACCAGUAGCAUCAUGCCAGUCACAUUUGGAGAACUUAGCACCCUCACCACUCCACUUUCAGUGGCUCGUCUCUGCGCUUUGUUCUUCAGCUGUCUCACUCUCAGCCUGGCUUCCUCCAAGGGAUGUGACUCCAAAUCACUUGACCUUGACUGCACCUUCUACACUUUCUGCAUGGUUACAUGGAGCCUCUUCUUUGUCCUCACUUUGCUUGUUGUGGUCAUCCACUUCAUCCAGUUCCACAACUUGCUCCCCCUUUCCUGGAAGAACCUCACGGCAACUGUGGCAGCUCUUGGUGCCCUCAUGACCUUUUCUGCCUCCUUUGCUUUCACAUGGACCCUAGUACAUUAUUGUAAACAUGUUGAUCCCAGAUGGACAGCAGCUGCCGUGGGCUCCUGUUUCACCUUGCUGGCUUACGUCGUAGAGCUCCAGUUGAUUCGAUCACAAAGCAAUGGCAACCAGCGAGGAUACAUGGCUACCGUACCUGGACUUCUCAAGCUGCUGCAGGUCUUCGGAGGAUGCAUCGCGCUGGUGCUGCUCAACAUCCAAACACCCAAUAGCCAUACCCCUUGGAAGACCUAUGUGUCGGCUGUAAUCUACAGCGUGUGCCUACUUCCAUCUGUAGGAACGGUCCUGGUGAUGCUAAUGGAUUGUGCAGCACGCAGCCCUGUGCCAUUUGACCGGCUCCUCGCCAGCUUCAGUCUGCUGGGAGUGAUCAUGUAUAUCGUAGGCACGGUCAUUUGCUUCACAAAAGCGCUCGAACCUUCGAUUGACAGUCCUAAAAACCCUGUUGUUAUAAUGAGUGAGACAGUGACGGCAUGCAUCACUUUGCUGGCAUACACAGUGGACCUGGCUUUCUCUGUUAAACUGCUGUGUGACCGAAAUUAAAGGACACCGAAAAGUUGAGGACAUGGCUUGUUGGGUGAUGUUAUUCCUAAUUCAGUUAUUAUUUAAACGACGCAAGGUUGUGUCUUUUUGUUAUUAUGAUAAAUUAUCAUAAAGUAUUCUGAGAAAUAUUAUUUACGCUUUAGAAUAAAUAGACAUACAGUAUACGCUGUCUGUCAAAUGUUUUCGAUUACUUGGAGUUCCUUAUCUUUUGUGCCCGUUCGAGUUUCAGUUUUAGUGCCAUAGAUUAAGAAAGACAAAGAUUGGCAAUUAAUUAUGAAAUAAUACUAAACACGUUAAUCACCAUUUCUUUGAUUUGAAGCCUGGAACCUUUCAGAUCUAACAGCACUCUAAAUGACGGCUUUAUUAAAUGUAUUACUUGUAAACCUGUAUGACAUUGUUGAUAUGAUUUAUGAGAUGACUGUUACUAUAUAUGUGUGCUACAAGUGGCUUAUAAGAGUAAUUCAUGGCUAGGCUUGUUCCCGUUAGAUCGAGAUUGUUUCCAGUGAAAUAAAAAGUCAUACCAUUUCCUCAGUUUUUGCUCAUUUGGAAGCAUUUCACAUGAGGCUGCUGCUUAAGAACCAAAAAUGUUAAAGUAUCGAGAAUAUAAGAUUGUUUAAUCCUGAAAUAGGGAGAUGGCCUAAUGGUUAGAGAAGCGGCUUUAAGACCAAAAGGUUGCUGGUUCGAUUCUUUGGACCGACAUACCUAGGCUACUUUGGGUAUGUUGUACGUCACUCUGGAUAAAAGUGUCUGCUAAAUGCCUGUAAUGUAAAUAAUGUAUUGAUCUGUGUAUCUAAUGGAGCGACUUUGGACUGGGAUCUGAUUUUUCAAAUCCGAUCCAAGGCACUAUAUUGUUCGUAGGGGAUCUUUAGUUCUGAAUUUCUUUCCUAUCUGAGAGACAAUAAUGCCAAAGUCAGAACUGGAUCAUGAACUCAUGUCAGUACUGUAUUGAAAUUUAAAAAAAAAAAGUUGGAAUGGUGCAUCCAAUUAACAUUUAUCUGUUGUUUGUUAAUCUCUUUUGGACUGUGGAAAAGUAGAAACAGAAAUUUUACCCAAAAUGUUCAGCAUGAGGUUUGAGCCACAUAAACCACUUUGUUGAAACAAAGGCCUUCCUUACUGAUACUCAUCUUACUACACUAUUUAUUUACUGGUUUAAAUGAUCUGCUGAGGUGUUUAACACUUUUGCAGGCUAUCCGAAGCAGGGGCGCUGCUCGAAAUUUUGGGCCCUAUGAAAGAGGGCCCCCCACACUCUUUACGAAUCUGGAUUCUGGUAACCCGACAUGAUGGUGUCAAUCUACUGACGGUUCACCAUCAAUUCUGCUUAUCCCAUGCGCAGAUUGGAAAGCAACAAACCUAACAUGGUGUCAUGCUCUGGCUCCACCUACACAAGACUGUACCAGGUCAUGAAUAGGGAGGGGGGUGAAAUCUAAAGACUAUCUAUUCUAACAAUUUUGCGGGAAAUGGAAAACCAAACCAGAAGGUUGUUGUAUUUGCUUGUUUUAAGAGACGAAAUCAUUAAAGAUAUUUUUGAAUUCGAUUAACUUACACAUGGUAAUAAUAUUAAUAUCGUCCCCUGAGGGCCCUCUGUCAAUGCCGGGCCCUUAGAAUCGAAACUUUCCCCCCUAACAGCAAAACUAAGAUAGAAACUUUCCCCCCUAACGGCGCACCUGGUCCGAAGCACAGUUUAGUCCGACAUCACUGAGGAGAAGGCAGAUUUACUUUCGCAGCUUUCUCUUUCUCUUUAAACCUCCACCGCAAACUUGAUAGUACUGUUUUGAUUGUUUGCACUGCUUGUAAUGCUGAGUUUAGCAGACACAUGUUCACUAGAUGGCAGUGUUUUCAUUUGUGUUCUCAGUUCAGCGAGUUGGUUCCAUUGUUCUCUUGAGAGCCAGAUGUCAUUCUUUCUUUCACUUUCUUUUGUUUCAGAAAACUGGAAAGUAACAUCAUUUACAAUAAAGAGACUAUUUCUGAUCAUUUCUUAACACUUCGUGUCUUAAAGUUAUGAUGGAUGUCGUUUCUCUUCACUUAGUUGAGCGGUUCUUGAUGUACUAUGGAUUACUACAAUUGUGGUAUGGAAUAGGGCUAUUUACUGUAUUUUUAUUCUUAAAUAUUUACUGUUUGAUCUUAAACAUAUCAAGAAGGCAAGAAAUUAAUCCACAAAUUAACUUCUGACGAGGCACAUCUGUAAACUGAAAAGCAUUCCAGGUGAAGGCCUCAUGAAGCUGGUUAAGAUAAUGCCAAUAGUGUGCAAAGCGUCAUCAAGGUAAACACUGGCUACUUUGAAGAAUCUAAAAUAUGAAACAUUUUUUGUUUACUGUUUUGUUUUGUACAUAAUUCCAGAUAUGUUCCAUAUGCUAUUUCUUCGUGUCGAUGUCUUCAGUAUUGUUCUACAAUGAAGAAAAUACAAAAUACAGAAAAACCUAUGAAUGAGUAGGGAUGUACAUACUUUUAACUAGUCCUGUAUUUUUACACACAAGCCUACAAUAAUUACGAAUUUUAAAUUUGCCCAACAGAAAAUCUACAAUAAUUGAAAUGACAGUUUGAAAUGGUUGAAUAUGUACUGUACUGUCUAUACUGUAUCUAUGAUUGUAUCAUGUCUAUCACAUCUUGGCCUGAUGGUCAAGUGAUACAGUGUCUUGCAAAAGUAUUCAUCCCCCUUUGUGUGUGCCCUGUUUUGUCACAUUACAAACUGGAAUUAAAAUGGAUUUUGGGGGGUUAGCACACUGUAAAAAAUAAAUAGUUGAGAAUACUUAAAAUCUGCAGGCAACAGUCUGCACUAAGAAUUUUAUGUUUUGCACAUUAUGAACUAUAUACUAAUCCAACUAUGAAAACACUAUAGUCCCAAUUAUUAAUUCUUAAUUAUGCGAGUGAUUUUGAAUUCCUCGUUCUGCCUACAUAGAUGUCUCGUUUUGCUGAACAGAGGCAUGAUUCGCAUUACUACAAAAAGUUAAUUGAGGUUAUCAUUAUUUAUCACUUAACUAUACAUGCCUUUCUUCAUCGCUCUACACAAUUAGAAAACUUCAAUAAUGAAAUAUACAAUGAACUUUUUUCCCCCAAACUUUAUUUCAGUAACCAAAAUCAAGUAUUUUAAUACAGAG